This is a messenger RNA of Puccinia triticina, 255 nucleotides long. RefSeq lists its product as uncharacterized. The coding region runs from base 1 to 255 and encodes 84 amino acids. The transcript has 3 exons. The record is from RefSeq and is a predicted model, not a curated record. NCBI's taxonomy places the organism in Eukaryota, Fungi, Basidiomycota, Pucciniomycetes, Pucciniales, Pucciniaceae.
AUGGGCUUGAAUCUUGCCCAUGUCCUGGCUCCUGACAACAUCACUGUCAACUGUAUCAGUCCUGCGCUCAUUGGGGAUACCAGGAUGGUCCCAGCGGUCCAGCCACCACCCCCGCAUGGAGACCCGACAUUAACAGGAGAAUCCGGGACCCUGCAGCUGGCGGAUAUCGGAACACAAUUGGCUUUGACGAUCCCAUUGGGCCGGCUAGGCCAUCCCAGUGAACAGCAGUUUCUCAAGUUUUUCUCACAGUGUUAG